AUGUCAGACUCCACCUUCUCUUAUUAUACCAGCCGGGGACAGGUCUUCUACAACCCGUCCACUCUCUACGCUCAGAAGCUCUUGCCCGUGAGCCUUCCGACCCCUCCGUGCAGUCCCCGCCGGAGACGACCGCACUCUAUCCAUAUCACCAGGUUGCCGGCCGGUUUCGUUCCCUUCGAUCUCCGGCCAUCGCCCCCUCCCAGAACCUCCAAAUUCCCCUCGAGGUUUCACCUCGAACUCAGAAAGGUGGCGUCGAGGGAGAAUGCAAAGCGUGUGUUAGGCUCCAUCUUCUCUCCGUCCCUCUCGAGCCCCUGUUCGACGACGUCCUCGGCGGCGGCGAGUCCGGGACUGGUGCCAUCUCCCUCGCCUCGCGCAUCCAUGUCCCUCGGCUCGUCGGAUACCAACACCAUUUUGGCGAGACGGGUAGCCACUGCGGCAGAAGAAGGAGGUAGUCUGCCCAUAACCCCGUCAAUAAUGUCGCGACCGCCGCUGGGGGAAAGCGCCAGUACCUCGUCGACAGGCAGCCUCCUAUCCGCACCACCAACCUCCCGAAGAGCCAGUUUCAGUGCGGUCAGGCCACGGAGCGGUAGCGCCGCGCCCAGCUACAAGGCGUCGGCUGCGGGAGAGGCGGAGAAGCCCGUGUGCUCCAGUGGUGGUAUCGCAUGCUACAUCAACCUUGCCGAGCCCGUGAUAUUUCUCACGGGUCUGGAUCACGAUGGCACGACCCGGGAUUCCGGGUCGAACACAACUUCGCUUCUCCGGGGGAAGCUCGUGUUGAACAUCACCAAGAACGUCAAGAUCAAGGCAGUGACGUUGAAGUUCACGGGGAGAGCCCGAACUGAGUGGCCGGAAGGUAUCCCACCCGAGAAGAUCGUGCUUCAUGAGGAAGACUCACUCAGAACCCAGAUCCUCCCCUUCUUCAAUGCCAUGUACGAUGGGUCGGAGAAUGGCUACGGGACGAUGUGCAAUUAUACCUUACGCGGCGAUAAAUCGGCGGACUCGUCCGUCACCAACCUGGCACUGGAUCAUCCUGAUGGCGCAAGUGGUUUCUCCUUGUCGGCCAUCACCAACCGAUCCAGCCGAUCCGGCGCCAAUCUCACCGCCAAAGAACAGAAGAGGCUUUCCCUGCAGAGCAACCAGUCGCGGAGUUUCACCAAGACCGAGUCUCAGUUCGGACCAUCCCCACAGCAGAAAGGCUACAAAACCUUCUUCCCGGGAGUUUACGAGUACAACUUUGAGCUGCCGAUCGAUAAGAACAGCCCCGAGACGCUCAAGCUGCCACUGGCUUCGGUCAAGUGGAACCUAGAGGCCGUGGUGGAGCGGGCCGGUGCAUUCAAGACCAAUCUCGUAGGCUCCAAAGAGAUCCCAGUCAUCCGAUCACCGUCCGAAGAUUCGCUAGAAUUGGUGGAGCCGAUUUCGAUCAGCCGCAAAUGGGAGGACCAGCUCUUUUACGAUAUUAUGAUCUCGGGAAAGUCUUUCCCCCUGGGCUCCAAGAUUCCAAUCGCCUUCAAACUCACGCCGCUGGCCAAAGUUCAGAUCCAUAAGAUCAAGGUCUUGGUCAGCGAGAGCGUCGACUAUUACGCGCGGAACAAAAAGAUCGCGAGGAGGGAGUCUCAACGGAAGAUCCUCUUGUUCGAGAAGGCCGCGGGGAAGCCACUCGCGAAGGAGUACGAUGCAUCGGAGAUCAGGAUUCUCCGAGGAGGCGAGCGGACCGAGGACGAGCGCGUGCAAAGUCGCCAAUUCGCAGAGACAGAAAGACUCUUGAGGGCUCGUCGCGAAGGAACCCAACCCGAGCCCCUGCCAGAGCGAAGCAAUAACAUGCUUGGUGACAUCGACCUCGGCAUUCCCAGCCUCUCGGGAUCUACUGAGAUGGAGAUUGAUGUUCAGCUGCCCACGUGUGAGAUGAUGGAGAAGGAUAGGAAAUUCAGAUUGACAAAUGAUUGCACAUGGAAGAAUGUCGAUGUGCACCACUGGAUCAAGAUCGUCAUGCGCGUGUCGAGGAACGACGUCGAUGAUCCGACCGGAAAGAAGCGUCGCCACUUUGAGAUAACGAUCGAUUCCCCCAUCUCGCUUCUCAAUUGUCGUGCCACUCAAGCUAACCUCGCUUUGCCUUCGUACUUGGACCAUAGCACCGGCCUCAGUCAACAACACGUCUGUGGGUGCCCUAACGCUGCGCCGAUAGCCACGCCUCCAGGAAUGCCAGCAAUAGAGAGUGCAGACGCUGGGCUGGGGAUGUCACCCGUCAACGAGAAUGCGAUGCCGGACCUGGCCCGACCGCCUCGGGCGCAUCUGUCGACCAAUGCCGCUGCAGGAGUGCAGCGACCCAUUCACUUGUUGAGGGCUCCGAGCUUCAACCCUCCUCCAUUCGAUGCAGACGAUGCGCCACCACCAACGGUUACGCCUCCGCCUCUUUACGAUCACGUCUUCGGUACGCCGAGUCACGACGGCCUGGCAGAUUAUUUCGCUCGUUUGAGUUCUUUCGAGGAGCAAAACGAGGCUUCUGAUGACGACGAGAGCCCCACCAGGGCGACGAGUCGUGGUCGUGUCAACGUCGUCAAUCCGCGGACCCCGGGUGGAAGACUGGCUCGGAGUAUGGACAUCGACCGCAGUUUCAUGUCCAACCCGGCGGCCCUCCCAGUCGUUCGACCCUCGGGGCCAACCCUCACUGUACCGGAUUCAAAUCUCGCCCUGGUCAAUGGUAAUGCAGCUACAAUUCGUACUGUUUCGAAUGACAGUGCGAGAUAA
Molecule: messenger RNA, 2745 nt
Organism: Drepanopeziza brunnea f. sp. 'multigermtubi' MB_m1
Lineage: Eukaryota; Fungi; Ascomycota; Leotiomycetes; Helotiales; Drepanopezizaceae
Biological process (GO): ubiquitin-dependent endocytosis
Cellular component (GO): cytosol; cytoplasm
Molecular function (GO): protein-macromolecule adaptor activity; ubiquitin protein ligase binding
Source: RefSeq, a predicted model, not a curated record